This is a messenger RNA of Theileria orientalis strain Shintoku, 810 nucleotides long. RefSeq names its product proteasome subunit alpha type. The coding region runs from base 1 to 810 and encodes 269 amino acids. NCBI's taxonomy places the organism in Eukaryota, Apicomplexa, Aconoidasida, Piroplasmida, Theileriidae. Gene Ontology annotation, cellular component: nucleus; proteasome core complex, alpha-subunit complex; proteasome core complex. Gene Ontology annotation, biological process: ubiquitin-dependent protein catabolic process. The transcript has a single exon. The record is from RefSeq and is a predicted model, not a curated record.
AUGGCAGGCAUAGGAGCAGGAUAUGACUUAUCAGUAUCUACAUUCUCACCCGAUGGAAGGGUGUUCCAGGUGGAAUACGCUACGAAAGCAGUAGACACAGCUCCAACGGCAGUUGCGGCAGUUUUUAAGGACGGAAUAGUGUUUGCAGCAGAUUCUUUGGCGUGCGGACUCCAAACUGAGUCAGCAACAUACUCGAACGUGUUACAGGCAAAAGCAGCUUGGAGAGUAUUCGCGGUGGACGAACGCAUAGGAGCAGUAGUGGCAGGCCUGUUGCCGGACGCCAAGUGCGUCGUCAAGAGAGCACAGGAGGAAUGUAAGUGGUUUUUGAAGGAGUACGGAGUGCACGCCCCGGUAAGAGUUAUCGCAGAGCGCGUAGCACUUUUCGUCCACGCCUACACCCUAUACUGGCACGUGAGGCCAUUCGGAGUAUCAGUACUCCUAGCUGGAAAGGAUUCCACAGGAGAAGGUGCGUUUCAAAGGCCAUAUGGAUUUUUAGAUGAGUUGUACUGCAUAGAACCCAGCGGGGCAUGCUACAAAUACGGAGGAAUGGCAAUAGGAAAGGGAAAACACGUGGCAAAAACGGAAUUGGAAAAGUUAAACCUGAAGGAAUCAACCUGUAAAGAAUCGCUGGCGAAUAUGUGCUAUGUUAUUUCCCAGUGCCGCGACGAAGGGUCGCUGAAAACAGCCGAUGUUCAGCUGGCCUGGAUAUGUCCGGAAAGCAGCAACACAUUUCAAAUCGUACCGGAAGAUCUAGCAAAUAGUGCGAAGGCCGAAGCGACUCAGCGCUUGAACACAGCCCAGGAAGAAUAA